GGUGCUGGCGCUGUUCGCCGGGACGUGCGGCCUGCUGCUGCUGGUGGGGUCGGGCCGCUGGUGCCGGCGCCCGGGCGAGGACGAGGCCGAGGCGUCAGCGGCGCUGCCUGCGGCGGCGGCUGCGCACGGCCACCUGCAGAACGGCGCGGUGCUCAUGCUGGUCACCAGCAAGGAGAACGCCGACCCCAUGGAGGGCGUGGUGCUGCGCGCCAAGGACCACCACCCGCCGCCCGUCACCUUCCUGCACCACCCGCACCACCGCUUCCCGCCCGACGCGUGGGACCCGCC
Messenger RNA from Gryllus bimaculatus (two-spotted cricket), 288 nucleotides. The record is from the annotation of a GenBank genome assembly. NCBI's taxonomy places the organism in Eukaryota, Metazoa, Arthropoda, Insecta, Orthoptera, Gryllidae.